AAGAUGAUGGAACAGCUAUAAAACCCAAUGCUACAUAUGUUCUUACUCGAGAGCAAUGAGCUCUUAUCUGUCAAUGGCUGAAGGAAUUGAGAUUCCUAGAUGGCAUCUCUUGCCAAUUGCUUUUCGUGAUUUUCUUAUAGAUGAAGUUUGGGGUCCCUUAACUAAGAUUAGUAGCUUUUUUAGAGCUUUAACUGCUCUGAUUAUUCAAGUCAGUAACAUGACGAUGUGGGAGGAAAAAAUUGUUGAGACCAUUUGCAAUUGCAAGCUAGAGAAAGUAUUCCCGCUAGCAUUCUUUCACUCGAUGGAGCAUUUGCCUAUCCAUCUACCAUAUAAGGCAAAAGUUGGAGGACCUGUCCAAUUUCGUUGGAUGUAUCCUUUUAAAAGAAAAGGGUGGCUUGCUGCAUCAUCUCAAGGGGGAGAACAAGUGGUGAUUAGUGAGGUCAUGCAAUUGCCAUAUGUGGCAGGGGAAGAAUGUGUGGGUGAGGAUGAUGAUGAAAAGGAAGAGUUUGAUGGAACAGAAACAUCAGAAGAAGAACAGGAGCAACCCACUAUUACUCAGCGACCAUUGGACGAUGAUCAGUACCCUAGUGAUGAUGCAACAAUGGAGGAGGACAUUGAAGAGCGUAAUUUGGAGGCUGAGUUGGAUGUUGAGUUUGUUGUGCUUGAUCCUGAGUUAGAUGCUCAGCUAGAGGAGGAGCUAUCACGUGCUAUCUUGAAGACAGAAUGUGGCAUGGAUAAAGGAGAUGAUGCUCCUGCAAACCCGAGUCAAAGGAAGUUGUUUAGCCUUAAUCGCCGAGGCACAUUCAGCCAUGAGAGGUUUGGGAGGAUUGCCACAGUAAUAUGGAAGUACUUGAAUGAUGAGCCAGUUUUUUUUUGGUCUAGCUGGCUUGAGGAAAAGAAGAGGGUUGCUUGGGAGAAUUUCUAGGUAUGAAAAUUAUAGAAUAAAAUGAAGUAUUUUUU
This is a messenger RNA of Rubroshorea leprosula, 960 nucleotides long. The record is from the annotation of a GenBank genome assembly. Lineage: Eukaryota; Viridiplantae; Streptophyta; Magnoliopsida; Malvales; Dipterocarpaceae.